Messenger RNA from Bombus impatiens (common eastern bumble bee), 444 nucleotides. RefSeq lists its product as uncharacterized. The record is from RefSeq and is a predicted model, not a curated record. The transcript has 3 exons. Bases 73 to 444 code for a protein of 123 amino acids. Lineage: Eukaryota; Metazoa; Arthropoda; Insecta; Hymenoptera; Apidae.
AUAAUUCUUUUGAAAUAUGUUUCUCAUUAAAAGAAGUUUCUCUUAAAAAGAAGGCUAUCUACCGACAAUUCAAUGGAAGACAAACAACAUGAAUGGUGGACCCAUGCGACUGCACAGCAGGAAGUUAUAAUAACAGGGAGCACGGCAUCAAUGAAAUGGGAAACUACCAAUGACUGGAAUACUAUCGUCAUCCCCAACGAUCUCUACGUCACCUUUAGUGGCUUAAUCUCUGAAGAAACAUUCUCCGUGAAUAAUACAGCGGCGAGAAUACGGCUAAGAACGGUGGCCGAUAGCAGGCGAACUCCGCGUUCCAUCGAAAAUUCCGUUCGUUCGAUUCCCAGGGCGCACACAGUGAGUUUGUAUGGAGCAGUGGAUAACAGUGUGAACCGCGUGCCGGAAUACACCAAUGGUCAAUGGUGGGGAGAAAUCGUGAAUGAUCCAUAG